This is a messenger RNA of Parasteatoda tepidariorum (common house spider), 471 nucleotides long. Lineage: Eukaryota; Metazoa; Arthropoda; Arachnida; Araneae; Theridiidae. The record is from RefSeq and is a predicted model, not a curated record.
GGUGAAGAAUGGACCCGUACAUCCCCAAGAGUCUCCAUAUCAUUCCAAACUGCCAUCGAUAUAUCACUGCCUCCAACUAACAACAACAACAAUAACAUCGUUAACGAUCAAAGUGAUAUAAAAAAAGAACUCAAUUCCACAGAUUCUGGAAUUCUCAUUAGUCUUCCAUCAAGUCAGUCUGUUAAAGACGAUGCCUCUUCCGUAGGAGGCAAAAGCCUGGACUCUGGAGUCUAUGAAGUACUUGGGAAAGUGUGUCUUCCUCAAAAUGGGGUUUCCAAACCACACUCUGGUGGGUCUGGUAAGCACCCUAACUGGACUGCCUCGCUGAGAAGGUACAGUGUAAGGAGCUUUAAAGAUGGGCCUCACGAGGAGGAAGAAACACUGCUGGCUAUAUGUGUACAAGUCUUCAUUCCAUUCCUUAUUGCUGGAGUGGGCACCUGUGGUGCUGGUAUCGUACUAGACUAUGUAGAG